This is a messenger RNA of Chlamydomonas reinhardtii, 1220 nucleotides long. RefSeq lists its product as uncharacterized. The record is from RefSeq and is a predicted model, not a curated record. The transcript has a single exon. Bases 251 to 577 code for a protein of 108 amino acids. NCBI's taxonomy places the organism in Eukaryota, Viridiplantae, Chlorophyta, Chlorophyceae, Chlamydomonadales, Chlamydomonadaceae.
CUGAACCGCGCAUUCCCAAAGCUCAGAGAACAAAGCCAGCCACAGCCCGCGAAACAGCCCGGCCGCGCCACAACGAGUGCGCGCGAGGCAUGCUACCCUUUUUCUACUUUUCAACCCACUACUACGCUAGCGCCAACUCGUGACCUUGUAUUUACCCGGCGACGUCUCCUGACUCCACCCGAAUGCUUGCUGCCUCGCCGCCUCUCUUCGCUCACGUCCAUAAGUAGCUUAAUAAAGGAUCUGGUGGAAAAUGAUGGACCGAAAACGAUGGUAUUUCGGCGUGUACUACCAGUUCGCCGAGGAUCGGCACGAUGUUUGGAUUGUCGACGUCGACAACGCCUGCGUCACGGCAGACACCAAGGAUGAGGCGAUGGCGGAUAUCACAUCGCAACUGUCGGCUUGCCUGAAGGAUUACACUGACACCGGCAAGGCUCUUCCCCCCGCCUCGUCCCAGGCGGAGGCGAUGGUCAAGGCCGCGGACAUGCUGCGGGACGCCCAGCUGGAGAUGCCGGAACUGUACCCGCAGCCCAUCGCGCAGCACAUGACGGUCGUCACGUGCGAGCUGACGGACGGCUGACCCUAGUGUGGGCAGGGGCCUUGGCUAUCACUGGCGGGCUGCGGGUAACGGCUCAGGACUUACGAGGAUAGGUCGGGGGCAACAGGAACAGCGGUGUGGGGUAGGGGAGAGAUAGGGAGAUGGGAGAGCCUGGGGCUCGGGGAACCGGAAUAGGUGAGAGAUCGUAAGGGGAGGGGGAAGGGGGCUUCGAACGGGUAAUUGGUCGUGCCGGGAGGCACCCUGUGGGGGAUGGGAAAUUCUAGCCUAGACUUGCGCGAGCGGGCGACUUCGCGCCGUGCACAAGGGGCCGCGAUACAAGGGAUCGUUCUAUGUCACAAUACUAGAGACUGGUACUUAAGGAGUCUUGUUGAGAUUGACUCCUAUGAUUGCUCGGGUAGUUGGUGUGAGGAGUUGGGAGGAGUGACCGCGCCGUAGUGGCGGAGUUGUUGUGUGUGGUUACAAGGUGGUGAGCACGACGUGCAUUCCUGUCCUUGUAGAAACCGAGGCCCGGGCCGGGGGGCCCUUAUAACGCCUGCAACACUUAUAUAUGCAGCUAGUUUGGUCCCCGAAUGGGGGUGCUUAUGCUCCUGUGCUCCCAAAUGGAAUCUAGUAACGCGGCUAACCUGGCUGGGUCCGUAUGGAGUGACUGAAACAGCACAGCUCG